Molecule: messenger RNA, 384 nt
Organism: Fusarium venenatum
Lineage: Eukaryota; Fungi; Ascomycota; Sordariomycetes; Hypocreales; Nectriaceae
Source: RefSeq, a predicted model, not a curated record
AUGCAUCGCCAUAACCACACUCCCGCCUGGUUACUGACCACCAAAGGGUUUCCCAAUCCAGCAUUCCUCCCCUCCUCGACUCGCCCGCUUCAGCAAUGGGAAAUGGGACCUGAUGGUGUUACGAGGGAAAGUCCCGUGAUGAGUGACCCCGUGAUGAGUGACGACCCCAGCAGAUGUGGGUAUCCUUCCCUGCCUGCUAUAACGACCCCUAAGGGGAGUUCUUCGGGUUGGGAUACAGAGAUGAUUACCGACGAUGGCAGCAACCACUCAAGGGACGUUGAAGGUGCGGCCCAGGAGAUGGGACGGAUGAGUAUCGACAUUUCAAACUUUGAAGACGAUGCGGAGAUGGAUAUGACAGAUUAUGACGGCGACACAGAGAUGUAG